AUGACGAAGUCGCUGCUCUCGCAAAUUACUCAAAUUAAAAUCAGCAGCUGCACGCCAGCAUGCGCAUGCACCUGCAGCAGCAACAGCAGCAGCAGCAGCAGCAGCAGCAGCAGCAGCAGGAGUAGUCGUAUCAACAUCCGCAGCAGCAGCAUUAACAGCAGCAGCAUCAGCAGCAUCAGCAGCAUCAGCAUUAAGAACAGCAGCAUCAGCAUUAACAUCAGCAGCAUCAGCAUUUACUGCAUCAGCAUUAACUGCAGCAGCAGCAGCAACAGCAACAGCAGCAGCAGCAGCAGCAGCAGCAGCAGCGGGGGCAUCACUUUCAAUGCGGUCUCUGUCUCUAUACUUGAGGAGAGACAUAUCAAUAAUGUCGCUGAGGCCUAA
Molecule: messenger RNA, 381 nt
Organism: Eimeria acervulina
Lineage: Eukaryota; Apicomplexa; Conoidasida; Eucoccidiorida; Eimeriidae
Exons: 1
Coding region: 1-381 (126 amino acids)
Source: RefSeq, a predicted model, not a curated record